CGUAAUUUUCUGUCAGUUUUUUGACAGAAUUUAAAAACAUUACGUUCGUUGCAAGAAUGCAUUUUGGUUUGUAGGAUCGGUUUUUUAAAUGAUAACAGAUAAUAAUGCAAUAUGGUUUAAUGAAAACCUACAUAUAUUGUAUAACCUUAGAUGUCAUUAAAAAGGAACAAUUUAGUGACGUCUACAAAUAACGAAAGCACCACUAGUUUGUUAUUCAAUGAAGAAUCAUACUUAACUGGAGAUUUGGAAAUUUAAUGCGAUUUAAUAAAAUUAAAUGCCAAUACAAUGCGUAGUAUGCAGCAUAAUUUAAAUUUAAUGGAGGCAGUAAAAGUUAAAAUGAAAAUUUCUUUGAGAUUUUCUGAAAACACGAAAUUCAACGGAAUUAAGAGAAAAAGGGUUGAUGUUUUAAAUUCAAGUACACCUAAAAAGAACACAUCUAUAAAUAAACCAACAAGUGAUUCCAAUAAAGAAAACACAUGGGAAGAAAAUAACAUUAGAAAAGACACAACUUCCGCCAAAAAACCCAGACAAGAAAAACCUAAACAUUUCACUCCCUUAAAUAAUCAUUCCCAAAUUAAUAGAACUUCUUUGCAGGUUGAUGUUUUAAAUUCAAGUACACCUUAUAAGAACACAAGUGACUCCAAUAAAGAAAACAUAUGGGAAGAAAAUAACAUUAGAAAAGACACAACUUCCAACAAAAAAACCAGACAAGAAAAACCUGAACAUUUCAGUCCCACACGUAAAUCCACAAGAAAAUCACCACCUCCCAGAAAUAUUUUUGAUACAAAAGUUUAUUCUUACCAAAAAAAAACAACUGAACAAAAAAAACAUAAGAACAUUAAAAAAGAAUCUAACAAUGAUUUCAAAAUAACAAGUUCCACUAAAAAAUAUAAAAGAACAAAACCUGAAUUCACAUUUGACAAUCUACAUUCCACAAAAAUAGAAUCUCUCAAGAAUGUUGCACCUGAAAAUUCUACCAAUGAAGUAUCAAUCACAGCAUCCACUAAAAAACUUAAAGAAUAUUAUAACAAAACAGCAGACAACACUUCCACCAAAAGCCCCAAACAACCUAAACAUUCCACUCCCACACGUAAAUCUACAAGAAUAUCACUACCUCCCAGGAAUGUUUAUGAUACAAAAGUACUUGUUUAUUUAUACAAAAAGGAAACGACUGUACAACAAAAACAUAAUAACAUUAGAAAAGAAUCUAACAAUGAAUUGACAAUAACAAGUUCCACUGAAAAAUAUAAAGGAACAAAACCUGAAUUCACAUUUGACAAUCUACAUUCUACAAAAAUAGAAUCUCUCAAGAAUAUUGCACCUAAAAAUUCUACCAAUGAAGUUUUAAUCACAGCAUCUACUGAAAAACUUAAAGAAUAUUAUAACAAAACAGAGCACAACACUUCCACCAAAAACCCCAAACUACCUAAACAUUCCACUCCCACACGUAAAUCUACAAGAAUAUCACCACCUCCCAGGAAUGUUUAUGAUAGAAAAGUACUUAUUUAUUCUUACAAAAAUGAAACAACUAAACAACAAAAACUUAAUAACAUUAGAAAAGAAUCUAACAAUGAAUUGGCGAUAACAAGUUCCACUAAAAAACAUAAAGGAACAAAACCUGAAUUCACAUUUGACAAUCUACAUUCUACAAAAAUAGAAUCUCUCAAUAAUGAUGCACCUGAAAAUUCUACCAAUGAAGUAUCAAUCACAGCAUCUACUGAAAAACUUAAAGAAUAUUAUAACAAAACAGAGGACAACACUUCCACCAAAAACCCCAAACAACCUAAACAUUCCACUCCCACACGUAAAUCUACAAGAAUAUCAGUUCCUCCCAGGAAUGUUUAUGAUACAAAAGUCCUUGUUUAUCCUUACAAAAAAGAAACAUCUAAUCUAAGCAAAAGUCUGCAAGUAAAAAGAAAAAUAAUAAUUGGUAAUGAACAAGCUUCAAAAUCAAUGAUUUCUAAAAGGCAACUUUAUUCAGCUUCUGUUUGGCAUCAAUCACAGGAAUAUAAAAAAUUUGUAGAUGAAAUUUCAAUGACUAAUGGACAAAAUAUUUUUAAGUCACCAUCUAUAUUUCUUUGUAAAGCCUAAGAUUUAUAUUAAAAAACAUUAUUUACCAAAAUAUUUUUUUACCAUUACUAUUAUUGUACAAUUAACGUUAAUAAAAAAAGUUUUAAAAGA
Messenger RNA from Brassicogethes aeneus, 2181 nucleotides. The record is from the annotation of a GenBank genome assembly. Lineage: Eukaryota; Metazoa; Arthropoda; Insecta; Coleoptera; Nitidulidae.